CAUAUUUCUUUUUCUAUUUAUUUUCUGUAAAUUUAUCUUUUAAAACUAAAAUAUGAUUUUUUAAUAAAAUGCCUUAGAAAGAAAAAAAUGGAUGUUCAUAGCAUUUACAUCCCUUUCCAAUCAGCCUGUUAAGCGAACAAUUGUACAAUAUUUCUCUUUGAAAUUAAUUCAUCACAAAAAAAUUACAGAGUUUGAAGCAAAGUGGUUAUUUUGCUUGAUGGGUGCAUGCUUCACAAGAACUUGGAAAUAGCUGAGAUGGCAUUUAGCAAGCUGAUAGUUUUGGAGCCGAGGAAUAGUGGGUACUAUUCCCUUUUGAUUAGCAUGUAUGCAGGAGAAAACGGGUGGAGAGAUGUUGCAGAGGUUAGAGGAAGGAUGAUAGAGUUGGGUAUAGAAAAGAUAUGUCCUGGGGCAAGUUGGAUUCAGUUAGAUGAACGGGUCCAUUUGUUUGCUGCAGCUGAUACAUCUCACUCUACUUCAGAUGAAGUUUACUUGCUACUUGAUGAAAUAUAUAAACAUAUGAGAUUAGCGCAGGAACUGAGUAUGCAUAUUAAGAGUUACUAAAGAGCUACUCAUCUAUAUUGUUGCUUCAUAUUGGUCAAACACUAUGCUAAAGGAUCAAUAGCUGAGUGUCUCAAGCCGAUUUCAAUUGCAGGUAAUCCUAUGUGUUUGGUAUAUCUUUUAUGCUCAUUUUCCGUCUCACACUAUUCACCAUCUCCCACAUCCCAGCGUCAGUAUAUAUAUUAGAAAGCAAGAGGUAGACGCUUGAUUCAAUGGAUCCCACGGAUAAGAGCUUCUUUGUGAUUUCUUCUGCUAAGUCGACAUUUUUAUGGAUUCUACAAGCAUACAAAAGAACUUCCCAAGCAUUGGCUAUUACUCAUAUAUCUUUAGAAAACCAUGGGAAUGUAGUGCAUGUGUUAAAACACCAUUACAUGUCUUAUGAUAGGAUGUGUUUCCUCCAUUCUCCUUGAAAGAUUCCCUCAAAGGCUAAGAUCGCAUGACGACUCCAAAAGUUUGAUAGUAGAAGGAUAAUUAACAUUGUCAUGUAAAUAUAGAAACGUUUUUGCAAUGUUGAUAGAGUGCGGAAGCGGUAUGAGUCAAAUAUCUAGGGUUUGAUCUCGAACUCAGGUGACUUGUCGACAAAUGUAGUUUCGUUAACAAAGAUAAGGACGUGAAAACUCUUUGUAGUGCUCGUUAAAGCUCUUAGGAUCGCGAAUACUCUUUGCAGUGCUUAUGAAAGCUCUUAAGAAAACUCUAUAUCUUAUUAAAAUCCAAGGUAUCUUGCACAAAGCCAUUGAUGCCCUAUUUAUAACAAUCUCAUAUUCCUAAUAAGCUUAUCGUAAGGAUAAGUAAUUAUUCUAAAAAUAAAAGGAAAACCAACAUAGUAGUAAAAUAGAAAAAGUCCUAAUACUUUGUAAUAAAGGAAGAGGACGUCAGAUAAGGCUACGCUACAUCAGAUCCCCCGGGGUGCGAAGGAUUCGCCCACGAAUCCGGGAGGUCAUUGUCGCCAUGAAAAGGAGACAAAUGUUUGAUGUUAAAGACGUUUGUAGUACGCAGAUUAGGAGGUAAUUUGAUACGAUAGGCAUUAGGGUUGAUGCGCUCAAGGACCUCGACCAGACCAAUCUUUUUUUACUUUAGUUUGUUGUAUUCACGCAAUGGCAGACGCUCCUUCGUUAAGUACACCCAAACGAGAUCCCCGGGUUCGAAUAUAAGCUAUCUCCGCUUUGCGUCUGCUGCUAUCUUGUACUUUGUUGCUGCAGCUUCUAAAUGAGACUGAGUCACCUUAUGGAUGUCCUGAAAAUCGGUGAUAAAGUCGACAGCUUCACCAUGAAGACGCGUUUUGUCCGGGGUAGUGGCGAAAUUCAGAGGACCAAGAGGAACAAGGCCAAAACAAACUCGAAAAUGAGACAAACCCGUACUGCGAUUGGACGAGUGAUUAUGAACAAAUUCGGCCUGGUAGAGCUUAGUGUCCCAUGUCUUAAUGUUAUCACAAGGCAACGUAGGAGAUUACCAAUCAAGCAAACUAAAACACGUGCUUUUGUAAUAACACAAAAAAUGAAUCACGUGCUUAUUGUUUUUUUUUUGUGUUGCCAUGUUUAUGAGUUAUGAAUUUCGGUGAAAUUUCAGGAUUGGGCCGAGUUACGUACUGAUUCAUGUCCACACUGUUGUCUCUCUGUAUUUAAUACGUGCGUCCGCACCUACCCAACGCAUGUCUUCGUUUAUUUGGUCGUGACUUUCAGAGUUAAAGACUGAAUCAAACUUGUGACAUGAAUUUUUUUCUAUGAAGAUUAUUCGCUUUAUGAGGCAGUUGAAAACUUCCAACUUCCUUGGCUUAGUGGAUUCGGUUUUUAAGGUGAUAUCAUGUCGUCUUGACCUCCAAAACCGAAUGUGAAUCGUCGUCAUGUAGCGUUUAAAUAUUGACAAACCAAGAAACGAUAGUUGAAUUCAUCAUUUUUUUAAACUGAUUAAUUUGACCUUUAACCGGUUGAUUUCUGGUUAAUUAACCAACAUUUAGCAGACUCAGCGCUAGUAAAUCUCCAAAACCAAACUAUAAUCAAAGAUCAAUAAGUACAAAACCAUCUAUUUUCAAGUACAUUUUUCAUCUAAACUUUUUUUUUUUGAAACACUCCUGAAGAUUACUUAUUAACGGUAACCGGUAUAGUAAUUUUGAUUAUCAUGUUUUGAAUGUUUACUUGUGAAUUUGUGAUAUACGUUGCGGUCCAAGGCAAAAACCGUGUUAUGUCUUAACUUGUUUGAUCAAUUCCUAUUGUUUAAGUUCAAAUGUUGAAAACCAAGUCUUUCCUAGUAAAAGUCAAGCCACGAGAAUAUCUCAGUAGGACCAAAAGUCACACAAAGCUACCAGUUUACCAAUCAACCAACACCAUUAUCGACAACCUUAUAUAUAGGUCAUUAUCAAAACUAAAUAUGAUACAAAACAAACAAGGAGUAAAGCCAUACAACAACUUUUACGUGCCAAGACAAAAAGAAGAAAUUCUUACUUUUAAUAUACAAAGAAACAAGAGAGGAAUGAUGAUGAAGAGACAAAUGAUACUUGGAGUGAUUCUGCUUGGAUUCUUGGUGAUUUUCUUGGGCACCACACAAGUGGAAGCGGCUAGGCCGUUGCGAACCAGCGGUGAGAUUCAAUACGUGUUCCAGUUCCUGCAAAGAGGUCCGGUGCCGCCGUCAGAUCGAAACGGAUGUACCCACAUUCCGAGACAGGGAGGUUCGUGCCGCGGCUGAGCAGUCACCUUAGUCAGAUUAUACAUCCUGGUUACAUUUUUUUUUCAAAUUUAAGGUAGUUAAUGUAAUAAACACAACAAUGGUUUUGUGUAUUGGUUCUAUAUUUAAAGCAGUUAGCAACUUCAAAAGCAAAUGUAUGUAUUCAUUAACUUCAUAAAAGCUGCAAAAAGCUAGUUGAUAAGAUUAAUUAUUCUUUUAUUUGUUAAGGAACUACAUGUAUAACCAUUUUGGUUUAUAAUUAUAAUAUUAUUUUUUAUCUUUACGCAUCUCUCUGAUCAUCUUCAUAAACUGUAAGCCCGGGUUAUAAUAUCGACCAUCAUGGAAUUGUGAUUCUUAACAUUUGACGUACGAGGAUAGCUGUUGCCUCAGUUGUUAAUUUCGACUAUAGGCUUCUUCCAUAUCUAAAUUUAAAUCACAAGUCACAACAUAUAUUUAAUAUCAUUCUUUUCGUUGCGAUUUUGAAUCUUUGAUCAUAGUUAAUCAAACGAUUCAAGUAGAAAGAGAAUAAAUACUUAAACCAUUAGAUUAGAAAAUGGUUCGAAUGUCAAAUCUAAAAUGGUUUCGAUACGUAAAUUUUGUUGUAUAGCAGUUUAGUUUUGCAUGGGGUUUUAUUAAUGACACUUAUGCAUGGGAUUUUAUUGAUGACACUUAUAUACAGAGAGAGAGUUUUUCGGUUAACACCUCAUGAGUCAUGGCUUGACUUCUGUGUUUUGUGCUCGCUAUCUUAUGUAUAUGAUCUUUGACUUUGA
Messenger RNA from Brassica napus (rape), 3986 nucleotides. RefSeq lists its product as uncharacterized. Bases 2779 to 3237 code for a protein of 152 amino acids. Lineage: Eukaryota; Viridiplantae; Streptophyta; Magnoliopsida; Brassicales; Brassicaceae. The record is from RefSeq and is a predicted model, not a curated record. The transcript has a single exon.